Rhizopus microsporus ATCC 52813 is the source of this 1419-nucleotide messenger RNA. RefSeq lists its product as uncharacterized. Lineage: Eukaryota; Fungi; Mucoromycota; Mucoromycetes; Mucorales; Rhizopodaceae. The transcript is spliced from 3 exons. Bases 159 to 1346 code for a protein of 395 amino acids. The record is from RefSeq and is a predicted model, not a curated record.
CACUGUCCGAAAUUAGAAAUAAGAAGUGGCGGAAACUGAUUGGCAUAUAGAUUUGUUUCUCCCUCACUUCCAUUUCUUUUUUUUCUCCUUUAUUUUAGUUCCCUUUUUUCAUUUCUUUUUUCUAUUUCUUUCUUUAUUUCCUCUUUACUUUUUUAAAAAUGGCAACUACACAAGAUAACCAUCCACCUAUUGUCCUUUCUCAGCAAUCAUCAUUACUUUAUACCUUAUUAAACAGAAUCAUGUUACCUAUCGAUCCAGCCAUGACGACCGAUUUGACUCCGACAUUGGAUUUUAUGCUACUCUUUCCAACCACUGCAACGACAGCCCCCUUUAAGCCUAUUGUUAAAGAUGAUGUCUUCUUGGCUGAGCCAUGGAUAGAUCAUGAUGAUAAUGCCUCUCUUAGUAGUCACUCUUCUUUGAAAUCACCUUGCUUAUCUCCUGUUACAUCACCUACUAAUUUCUUGUAUAACCAUGAACCUCUAUUUGAUGGAAUUGAAGAUCAACUGUUUAUCAAAGAAGAAGAAAAAGAACAUGAUGAUCAACAAGUGAUACCCACAAAAGAACCAAGCCAAAGAAUGGAUAGAUUACUGCUAAUCAAUAAUAGUAAUGAACAAGAUACAGAAUGUGAUCAUCACUGGUUUAAUAUCUUUGAUACAUUUCAUACCCAUACUACAAGCGAGCCUCAUAAACGUAAGCGUACAGAUAACAAUAGUAUCGAUUGGCUAGAAAAGCCUUGUCAACAAAAGCGUAGAAAGAAGAUAUAUAAAAAGACACAAUUCCUAACCAGAAAAAAGUCUAUUUCCGGAUUCCACAUGAAUGAUCAAUAUAAACAAGAUUGUCAGGUGGUUGAACCUAUCGAAGGAGAACACCGUAAAACUAUGUUUCAACAGUUAACAGAGUCAGGUAUUGACUGGUGUAGAUAUUGCGGCACGACAGAGGGCGUCAAUUGGCGACCAGGACCAUGGGGCAAGCGUACACUUUGCAAUAAACAUGGCUGCGACUACAAAGGAUAUGGAUUAGCCAGUCGUCUGCCUAGACUUGACUUGUCUAAAUUUCAACAUGAAAAUAUCUACGAGAGACAACGUCCCGUGGUUCAGCUAUUUUGCAAUAUUUGUCAUUCUCCUGAAGAAGAUGAAGAUAAUAAACUCGUUAUGUGCGAUGGUGGUUGUUCUCGUGCAUACCAUCAACAAUGUUAUUCACCCGUGAUCGAACCAUGUCCUACAAUGUAUUGGUAUUGUAACGCAACAUGCAAAGAGAAUCGUCAAAGAAACAAAGUUGUGGUUGAAUUACCUCGUAAACACGCACCCUUGAUGCACUUAUUGUCAACUUCAAGGAUAAAAAAAUAAAUUGCUGUAAUAUGUAAAUAAUAAUAAUCAUAAUAAAAAUGUCAAAAAGUAUUUCUCUCUCUCUUUUAUUUUU